AUGGCAAAAGGGCUGCAGCUAUUCGUCAGCAGAUUAUCGUUUUACACUACGGAUGAAAGAUUGAAGAAGCUCUUUUCACCUUUUGGCGUUGUUACCGAAGCGAGGCUUGUUAAAGACCCAAGAACGCAAAGGCCUAAAGGUUUUGGAUUUGUUACCUUUGAGUCAGAAGCAGAUGCUCGGAAUGCAUUGAAUUCCAUUAACGGAAGGAUUGUUGAUGGAAGACUGAUUUUUGUGGAAGUUGCUGAGAAUACACAAGCUACAGAAAACAAACCAUCCCGUAAAUAACUUUCUCAUAAUUCA
Messenger RNA from Nicotiana attenuata, 300 nucleotides. Its product is annotated as cold-inducible RNA-binding protein-like. The record is from RefSeq and is a predicted model, not a curated record. Gene Ontology annotation, cellular component: spliceosomal complex. The transcript is spliced from 4 exons. Bases 1 to 285 code for a protein of 94 amino acids. Gene Ontology annotation, molecular function: RNA binding. Gene Ontology annotation, biological process: positive regulation of mRNA splicing, via spliceosome. NCBI's taxonomy places the organism in Eukaryota, Viridiplantae, Streptophyta, Magnoliopsida, Solanales, Solanaceae.